UGUUUUCAUUUAUUUUUUUUAGUGCGUACAAAGUCUCUCAACAAAGAAAGAAACAUCAUCCAAUUACAAACUUGUUGUUUUUUCCUAAGAAAAAGAAAAAGCAUAUUUUUUGCUGAAUUCCCAGAAUCUACUCUUUCUCUCUCUAACACAACAAAACAAGUCUCUCUCUCUCCUCACUCAUAUAUACAGACCCAAAAAAAUCCUUUCUUUGUGGCUACAAACACUUCUUGAGGAUUUCCUCUCUUUCAAAAAACCCUCUUCUUCUAUCUACCCUUUUCCCUAUCUGGGCUUUCUUCUUUCUGUCAGCAUGCGUUAACCCAUUUGUUCCAAUACCACAAAGAUCGCCAUGGAACUGUAAAUUAACAAUUUUUUUGCUAUUACUGUAUACCCUUUUGUGUACAUUCAAUUAUGAAUAACUCUUCGACUGUAGUUCAAGAGUCCAGUCAAGUUUAUGACUUGGUAUCUCAUUUGGGUCGAUUUUCCUUUGGUUCUGAUGGGCACUCUUCAUUUUUAUCUAAUUUCAUGUAUUUUGAUGUGUUUGGGGAUUCUUCUUCUGUAAAUGGGAAAAGACCUAAAUUUGGUGCUUCAUUGGGUUUGAGUAGUAGAAGUAGUUAUAGUAUUAGGAAAGCUAUUAUUCAGUUUAACAGAGCUAUUAGGUUUCAUUGUGAGAGAAUUCCAAUUGGGUUUGCUUCUGUUAGGAUUAAUCCUGGGGUUGGAAAUGUUGGUGGCAAUAAUAAUAAUAAUGGGAUGAUUGAAGAGGGUUGUAGUGUUUUGGAAGAUGAUGGUUUGGGUUUGAAUAGUGUUGAGCCUUUAAAACCAAAGAAAGUUCUUAUUUUGAUGAGUGAUACUGGUGGUGGUCAUAGAGCUUCAGCAGAAGCUAUAAAGGCAGCUUUUUAUGAAGAAUAUGGUGAUGAAUAUCAGGUGUUUGUUACUGAUUUGUGGUCUGAUCAUACUCCUUGGCCGUUUAAUCAACUUCCAAGGAGCUAUAAUUUCUUGGUGAAACAUGGUUCAUUAUGGAAGAUGACAUAUUAUGCUUCUGCUCCUAGACUUAUUCAUCAGUCUAAUUUUGCUGCAACUUCAACAUUUAUAGCUCGGGAAGUUGCUAAAGGAUUGAUGAAGUACCAACCAGAUAUUAUUAUCAGUGUACAUCCUCUAAUGCAGCAUGUACCACUUCGUAUUUUGAGGUCAAAGGGUUUACUCGAUAAGAUCGUUUUUACUACAGUAAUCACGGAUCUUAGCACUUGCCAUCCUACAUGGUUUCAUAAGCUUGUUACGAGAUGUUAUUGCCCAACGAAUGAGGUAGCGAAGAGGGCACUGAAAGCUGGACUCAAGAAUACCCAAAUCAAGAUUUAUGGCCUUCCUGUACGACCUUCGUUUGUCAAGCCUGUUCGGCCAAAGUUUGAACUAAAAAGGGAUUUGGGUAUGGAUGAAGACCUUCCAGCUGUGUUGUUAAUGGGAGGAGGUGAAGGAAUGGGCCCUAUUGAAGCUACUGCAAAAGCACUUGGGAAGUCAUUAUACGAUGAGGUUCUCGGGGAGCCAAUUGGUCAGGUUCUUGUGAUAUGCGGUCACAACAAAAAACUCGCAAACAAACUUCGUUCAAUCGAAUGGAAAAUUCCUGUUGAGGUGAAGGGGUUUGUUACUAAGAUGGAAGAAUGCAUGGGAGCUUGUGAUUGCAUUAUUACCAAGGCGGGUCCAGGGACAAUUGCUGAAGCCAUGAUACGCGGAGUGCCUAUCAUUUUGAACGAUUACAUCGCUGGGCAGGAAGCUGGAAAUGUGCCUUAUGUGGUUGAAAAUGGUUUCGGGAAGUACUCUAAAUCUCCUAAAGAAAUAGCGAAAAUCGUUGCUGAAUGGUUUGGACCGAAAGCUGAUGAACUUAAGGUAAUGUCAGAAAAUGCACUAAAGCUGGCAAAACCCGAUGCUGUAUUUAAGAUAGUUCACGAUCUUCACGAGCUUGUUAGACAACGAAACCUUGUAGCGCAGUAUUCGUGUACAGCUUAAACUUAAUUUUUAGCUCGGAAUCCAUCAAAAUCAAUUUUGCAAUGGAUGAUGAUGAUGAUGCAUACACCGCGAAAUAGGUUUCGGUGUUUUUAUUAUGAGCAAUUUUCAAUCUAUAAACUUGGUUUCCUUUGUUUCUACUUUCUUGUAACACACGUAAGUUAGGUUGUUAUAUUCAGUUCAGUUCAGUUAAUAAUUUAUGCAAGAAAAAUGCCUUUGAUUUGGUUUACUAUGGUAAACAUGCAAAGGUUAAAUGUCUGCCCCCACUUGAUAACAUUAUCUUCCUUUAAUUUAAAAAUGAAUAAUAUUUGAUAUUCUAAUUUUAUGACCA
Messenger RNA from Cannabis sativa, 2326 nucleotides. Its product is annotated as probable monogalactosyldiacylglycerol synthase, chloroplastic. The record is from RefSeq and is a predicted model, not a curated record. Gene Ontology annotation, molecular function: hexosyltransferase activity. Lineage: Eukaryota; Viridiplantae; Streptophyta; Magnoliopsida; Rosales; Cannabaceae. The transcript is spliced from 8 exons. Gene Ontology annotation, biological process: glycolipid biosynthetic process. The coding region runs from base 409 to 1998 and encodes 529 amino acids.